Messenger RNA from Toxorhynchites rutilus septentrionalis, 1674 nucleotides. RefSeq names its product meiosis-specific nuclear structural protein 1. The record is from RefSeq and is a predicted model, not a curated record. NCBI's taxonomy places the organism in Eukaryota, Metazoa, Arthropoda, Insecta, Diptera, Culicidae. Bases 103 to 1530 code for a protein of 475 amino acids. Gene Ontology annotation, cellular component: motile cilium. The transcript has 4 exons. Gene Ontology annotation, biological process: cilium organization.
GUUUUUUGUUACCUUGACAACGAAUUUUUGUUUGAAAUUGUUUGUUAUAGAUAAAACUGUACGUAUUGUCGAAUAGUAGUGAAUAUACUGCAACAUAAAAAAAUGUACACUUCCAACGAAAAGCGUCGUCAAUUACGCCAUAGUGCCCUUUGCCGGGAUGUGGAAGUGUCCAAACAAAACGAAAGUUAUCACAAGGGUUUCAACCAAAUUCAAAAGAAUAGUGAGAUAAAUUUGGUAAAACGACAGCACUCAUCCCAUUGUAAAGAUCGUCAGCAAGAUAUGAAGCGCCAGGACGAGGAAGCGAAAGAAAAGUCCCGACAAAAGCAGUUAGAGGAUGAACACGCGCAGGAACUCGCGAUGCAACUGCACGAGGCAAAUCGACGUCGAAUCAACGAGGAGAGAUUGCGUCAGCAGCUUCGCGAGUCUAACCAGGAGCUACGUGAACUGGAAUCUAAACUACGCGCCGCUUAUGUAGCGAAAGGAAUUGCCGCUCAAAAAGCUGAGCAGGAAGUGAGGCGAAUGGAAGAGAAAAUUACUGCCCAGAAGGAACAGGAAGAGCUUGAACAGAUCAGGCUUCAAAAUCUGGAAUACAUUCGUCAGUGCCAGGAGGAUGAGUUGAAACAGAAGCAAAAUUUGCGUGAUGUUCUUCACGUUCAGAUGCAAGCUCUCCAUCGCCAGAAGCAGAUUUUGUACGAAGAAUUUCUCAUGGAGAAGAUGUAUUUGGAUGAAGUUUGCAGGAAAAUUCAGGAAGAGCAAUUCGCGGAAAUUCAGCGGAAAUUGGAACUGCAGGAACGAACUCGCAAGGAGAUGGAAUACUUUAACGAGGCUAAAGCAAUCUGGCAAGAGAGGCAACAGCUGGCAGUGGCGGAGGAAAAUGAACGAAUUAAGCAGUAUUUAGAAGCACGUGAAGCAGAACAGGAGGAACAAAACAGGCGGAAGAUCGAAAUUGCACAAUCCAGGGAGCGACUCAAUGAAAAAAUGGUUGUUGAAUUACAAUCACAAAUUGAUGAAGCACGCAAUCGCGAAGAACUUUUCCAAGACCUUUACUCAGCUGAGUUGAAUGAACGGCAAGAAUAUCGACUUCAACGUGACCUUGAGCAACAGCUGCGUAAACGAAUCGAAGCUCGGUUAGGGUUGGAACGGCAGCUCUCGGAGAUUGAAUGCCGCCGGCAGCGCGAAGCCGAAGAAGAACGCCAAUUCAAAGAGGACCAGCUUAAACUGUGGGCCGAACGGGAUCGAAUCGAUCAAAUGACGAACGAGAAACGAAGACUAAAACUGGUGGAACACAGGCGAGCAAUCCAACAGCUGAUAGAAGAUCGCAAGCAACAACGAGCGGAUGAAGUUAAGCAACUGAUCCAACAGCAGUACAUGUUUGAACAGGAGGAAAAACGACGACAGGAAAUCAUUGAAGAGGAGCGCAUUAAACUGCUGAAGGAACACGCUGUGGCACUGUUGGGAUUUCUGCCGCCAGGUGUGCUCAGAGAAAGCGACAGGGAGCACAUUCCUCUGCCAAAAUCGCGCGCGAAAUGAGGAUGAAAUUAUGGAAUCUUUCGAGAAAAUGCAGUGAUCACAUCCAAAUUUUGAUUAUUAUUAAAUUUAAGCAGUGCCUUUGGAUAUAUUUAUUUUCAUACCAUUAAAUGUGUUCAGCUAGAUAUUGUGUAAUAAACAAUUCGA